UUCACAUGGAAAAAUACUGGGACUUAAAUUGAUUCUGGUACGAAAUUGAAGAUGAAAAAGCCUUGGAGUAAAUUCCUGUCUAGAAGGGACAGCACCCGACCUUUGAUAAAUGACAACAAUAAUUACAUAGAGAAUGGUCAUGAAUCUGAGUGCAUGUUGCAUAACAGUUUAAGAAAAAAUGAAGAGAAAAAAUCGCAGGAGCUUUUUUCACCCUGUUCUGAUGAUGCUUCAGAUGAUGAUAAUCCCUCCAACAGCUUUGAGCCUAUGCAAAGCAGGAAAGGAUCAAUGUCCCUGACCUUCCCAGAAAUCCCUGCUGACCUUGACCAAAAUCUUCAUCGGCAUUUGGAAAAUGUAGAAGAAAUAGUACAAAAUAAGCGUAAUUCAAGGUCUGGAGACAACAGUGGCUGUCUAGAAGAUCACUUUCUCUUACAGACAUCUGAGCACCUAAAUAUCCUGCUCCAGAACAUCAGCACCUCAAAAAACUGUUUACAUUUGAUAAACUGGGUCUUUGAAAGGAAGCAACUAUUUCAUAACUCGGAAUCUGAUCUUGUGGAAGAAUGGGGAGCAGAAGCAGAAACCAAACUUCUAGAGAGAAUUAAGGAGGAGGUUCGUGUUUCCUUGGACAAAAUCCUGCAGGAGGACCGAAACCAAACAGAACAUAAUGAAGAAACCUACAUUCAGCUUUACGUGGACAUUAUUCAGUGUAUUAAUGCCAUGCCCACAUAUGCACAAAAGGUAAGACCAAGACUGUAUCCUCAGGUGCAGGAGGUUUGCUAUCAAGAGCUGUGCAAUUUUGUGAAAAGUCGUGAAGAAGAGUGGGGUGUCUACAGGCUCAGCACCAGAGAGGGUGUGCAGCUCACUAUCCUCACUUUGAGCUUGGUGGUGAGAAAGUCUCUGAUCCAGGAUCAGCACCCUUAA
Molecule: messenger RNA, 918 nt
Organism: Cyprinodon variegatus (sheepshead minnow)
Lineage: Eukaryota; Metazoa; Chordata; Actinopteri; Cyprinodontiformes; Cyprinodontidae
Exons: 6
Coding region: 52-918 (288 amino acids)
Source: RefSeq, a predicted model, not a curated record